Panicum hallii is the source of this 3934-nucleotide messenger RNA. Its product is annotated as aspartate--tRNA ligase, chloroplastic/mitochondrial. Bases 1565 to 3607 code for a protein of 680 amino acids. Gene Ontology annotation, molecular function: nucleic acid binding; aspartate-tRNA ligase activity; ATP binding. The record is from RefSeq and is a predicted model, not a curated record. Gene Ontology annotation, cellular component: cytoplasm. Gene Ontology annotation, biological process: aspartyl-tRNA aminoacylation. The transcript is spliced from 16 exons. NCBI's taxonomy places the organism in Eukaryota, Viridiplantae, Streptophyta, Magnoliopsida, Poales, Poaceae.
GCAAGGGGUGCUGGGAUGGCGCCGGUGAAGCUGUUGUUCGUCAGUGAGAGCUUUUGAAGGCUUGUGAGCUUGUCGCCAAGCUCGGCAGGGAUACGCCCAUGGAGCCUGUUGCUGCCGAGACUCAGCAACUGUAAGCUGACGCAGAAGCUCAGGUUUGCUGGAAGUUUACCAGAGAAAGUGUUGUAGCUCAGGUCAAGUGAACGCAGACGCUGUAGGCAGCCAAUGCUCGCAGGAACAUCUCCGCGGAACCAGUUGGAGCUCAGGUUCAGCGUCCGCAGAAAGGUGAGGUUUCCAAUGGCCGGGGAGAGGGUGCCGGCGAGCCCGUAGGAGGGCAGGCUCAGCGCAACCACCCGGCCGCGGCUGCACGCCACACCCUCCCAGCGGCAGAAGCCGGUGCUUGCGUUCCAGGAGGGAAGCAGCGCGGAGCCGUGGCCGGCGAGCUCCGCCUUGAACGCGAGCAGGGCGCUGGCCUCGCCGCUGCCGCCGCCCCAGGAGGCCAAUGCAGUCGUGAUGAAGAUGGUGAAAGGCAGCAGGCUCACGACGCGCGUUGCCGCCAUGGUGGAGCUGCAGCAGAGACUCGGAGCAUGCAGGUUAAAACAGAGGCCUUUCCUUGGACUCGGGGCGGGGAAAAAAACUCUGCUGUGUUGUUUAAGCUGAUAGAUGCUUGCUUAUUUGGCGCCAUUGUGCUUGUUUCAACGCGCCGGCUAAUCGGUCUGCUGCUUGGAAUAUGAUUCAGACGCCGUACGAGGACCGUUUCCGAUUACUAGACCACAGACCAGAGUUUUGUGAUCCGUGGCUGACUCGCUGGACUUUACUACCUGAGUCCUCUUGAUGAAGAAAAUUUUAGCCGAGCAAUAUGCAGUAAUCCUGACUAGAACUUCUGUGCUGCGUAUCAGCCAAUCAGUGCCCAAUGGCCGUUACGUGAACCUGCAACUGAAGUUGCUUCGGUCACAAAAAAAUGUGCUUACUGGUUGCUCGUGGUGUACCUAACCUCGCAUUCAGUUCAAGAACACAUGCUCUUUCCCUACCCAGAAACAAACAUUCGAUUCGAUUGCUGGCACCGUGGAGUCGAUUUGCACCGUCUUCUUUUUCAUUGGCAAUGGAUUACUCAAAAGUAUAGGAUGGAGCAAGGAAUAGGGUGGAGCAAGGAGUACUCUACAUUUGAGCAAGAAAGAAAUGUGUGUUUUGGCGAUUAUCAAAAAUAUUUUGAUAUUGGCGAUGAAAUCGGUAAUAUGCUGGAGCACCAUCCACUGAAAAAGAUAGUUUUUUCAUUACGGAUAGAGAUGAGUAAUCUGCUGCUGGAGAUGCUCUUAGCACAUGGCUCCGUAUUCGGGGAUUUGGUUAGGCUCCGGGGAGAAGUGGUGAAGAGCAAACGCUACUUUCUCCAUGUAUAAACAUCCUUCAGAAGUUCAGAAUACACUCUUCCAUCACCAUUCCGUUUCUUUUUUCUUUUUGAGGGAAGUGCUCUGUAAGAUUCGUGCGGAGGAUAAGGCGUCUCCCUCUUCCUCGAAUUCCAAAACCCCAUUCCCCCUCAAUCCGCUCCCUCCCCAUCCCCCCGUCUCCAAUGGCGGCCUCCCUGCUCCGCGCCUCGCCCCUCUCCCUCCUCUCGCGCCUAAAGCCCAGGCCGUCCGCGUUGCACCUCCGCCGCCUCCUCCCGCUCUCCACCACCUCGGCCUCGGCCGCGCCCUCGUCCUCCGGCCCCGCGCCCCAGCUCCGAACCCUAGCGGCCGCGGCGGCGACCGACGCGGCAGCGACCCCGGCGGAGGAGGCGGCGGCGCCCGCCGCGGCGGGUGAGAAGGUCGAGAGGCUGCAGCCACUGCAGUGGCCGCCGAGGGACGCGCUGUGCGGCGAGCUCGGCGUCGGGGACGCCGGCCGCAGGGUGCGGCUCUGCGGAUGGGUCGCGCUACGCCGCGCGCACGCCGGGCUCACCUUUCUCACCCUGCGCGACCGCUCCGGGAUGGUUCAGGUGACAACAUUGCCAGAGUACCCAGAAGUUUACAACAUAGUAAACAAGUUGAGAGUUGAGUCAGUGGUUGCUGUUGAGGGGGUGGUCCGGCCACGCCCAGCAGAUGCCAUCAAUGCAGAUAUGAAGACUGGGGCUAUAGAGGUUGCUGCUGAUCGUGUUUUAGUGCUGAACUCAGUAACUCGUUCAUUGCCGUUUCCAGUUACAACUGCUGACUCUGUAAAAGAGAAGUUUCCGGAAGAAAUUAGAUUGAGGUUUAGAGUGCUGGACAUGCGUCGUCCUCAAAUGCAGUCGAACCUGCGGUUGCGCCAUAAUGUUGUUAAACUCAUCCGACGUUACUUGGAGGAUGAACAUGAAUUUGUUGAGAUUGAGACUCCAGUUUUAUCCAAGUCUACACCAGAAGGUGCUCGGGACUAUCUUGUACCAUCAAGAGUUCAGCCAGGAACAUUCUAUGCUCUCCCUCAAAGCCCUCAGUUGUUCAAGCAAAUGUUGAUGGUUUCUGGCUUUGAAAAAUAUUACCAGAUUGCAAGGUGCUUCCGUGAUGAAGAUUUGCGUGCGGACAGGCAACCAGAGUUUACACAACUUGAUAUGGAGAUUGCCUUUACAUCAAUGGAGGAUAUGUUGAAGUUAAAUGAAGAUUUGAUGAGACAUGUUUUUCAAGCGGUAGGAGGUAUCAAGCUGCCAAAUCCAUUUCCAAGGUUAACAUAUGCAGAGGCAAUGAAUCGCUAUGGGACAGAUAGGCCUGACCUUCGGUUUGAUUGGGAGCUGAAAGAUGUUAGCGAUGUAUUUUUGGGAAGUGGCUUCAAGGUUUUUGCUGAUACCUUGGAAAAUGGAGGUGUAAUAAAGGCACUGUGUGUUCCUGGUGGUGCCACGGUGUUUUCAAACACUGACCUAAAGAAAGGAACAGUUUACACUGAAGCUUCCAAAGCUGGAGCCAAGGGCCUGCCUUUCCUCAAAGUUAUGGAGAAUGGGGAUCUUGAAGGAAUUGGUCCGCUGGUAUCAAGUCUGAAACCUGAAAAGAAAGAGCAGCUCGUGAAACUUCUGGAUGCAAAGGCGGGCGAUCUUAUCCUGUUUGCACUGGGUGAGCAAUCAUCAGCUAACCGGGUUCUUGGCCGGUUAAGAUUAUUUAUUGCUCAUAAGCUGGAAGUGAUAGACACGUCAGCACAUUCAGUUCUUUGGGUGACAGAUUUUCCAAUGUUCGAAUGGAACAGUGAUGAGCAGAGAUAUGAGGCCCUACACCAUCCUUUCACUGCACCAAAUCCUGAAGAUAUGAAUGAUCUACCAUCAGCUCGUGCCCUGGCUUAUGACAUGAUUUACAAUGGUGUGGAGAUUGGAGGGGGCAGUUUGAGAAUCUACAAAAGUGAUGUACAGCAAAGAAUUUUUGAGAUCAUUGGUAUCUCACCUGAACAAGCGGAGGAGAAAUUUGGCUACCUUUUAGAAUCUUUCGACAUGGGUGCUCCUCCACAUGGAGGCAUUGCCUAUGGAUUGGAUCGGUUGGUGAUGCUCUUGGCUGGUGAGAGCUCAAUCCGGGAUGUGAUAGCAUUCCCCAAGACCACGACAGCUCAGUGUGCACUCACCAAAGCACCAUCUGCUGUAGAUCCUCAGCAACUGAAGGAUCUUGCCUUCCCAAAGUCUACUUUGUAACCCUGUUCAGAAUUUUGGGUUAGUUGGUUGCUUCUCUAUAUUUUGAGGCGCAUUCUAGUUUUGCAUGUUAGGGAAUGCGCUUUGUUGAUGAGAACUUUCCAACCCCGGGAAAUCUAUAGAAGAUGGUUAACACAAAGUUCUGGAAAUAAGGAUUCGCAAGAGAUUCAACAGCGAUGCUAUGCAUUUGUAUACAUCUGUCUUGUAAAUUAUUCAACAUAAUACGAAUUUUUUGUGCAAAAUGUGAACUUCACGGUGCUCCAUUUGUUGCACCCGGUAGUUUUUUCUUCAUGCAAUAAAGAUUUCUCCCAGGCGUAUGUUUGGAAAUAA